Guillardia theta CCMP2712 is the source of this 987-nucleotide messenger RNA. RefSeq lists its product as hypothetical. The coding region runs from base 1 to 987 and encodes 328 amino acids. The record is from RefSeq and is a predicted model, not a curated record. NCBI's taxonomy places the organism in Eukaryota, Cryptophyceae, Pyrenomonadales, Geminigeraceae. The transcript is spliced from 2 exons.
AUGCUGUCUUCUACUAUCUCAGUAUGCUGUCUUCUACUAUCUCAGUAUGCUGUCUUCUACUAUCUCAGUAUGCUGUCUUCUACUAUCUCAGUAUGCUGUCUUCUACUAUCUCAGUAUGCUGUCUUCUACUAUCUCAGUAUGCUGUCUUCUACUAUCUCAGUAUGCUGUCUUCUACUAUCUCAGUAUGCUGUCUUCUACUAUCUCAGUAUGCUGUCUUCUACUAUCUCAGUAUGCUGUCUUCUACUAUCUCAGUAUGCUGUCUUCUACUAUCUCAGUAUGCUGUCUUCUACUAUCUCAGUAUGCUGUCUUCUACUAUCUCAGUAUGCUGUCUUCUACUAUCUCAGUAUGCUGUCUUCUACUAUCUCAGUAUGCUGUCUUCUACUAUCUCAGUAUGCUGUCUUCUACUAUCUCAGUAUGCUGUCUUCUACUAUCUCAGUAUGCUGUCUUCUACUAUCUCAGUAUGCUGUCUUCUACUAUCUCAGUAUGCUGUCUUCUACUAUCUCAGUAUGCUGUCUUCUACUAUCUCAGUAUGCUGUCUUCUACUAUCUCAGUAUGCUGUCUUCUACUAUCUCAGUAUGCUGUCUUCUACUACCUCAGUAUGCUGUCUUCUACUACCUCAGUAUGCUGUCUUCUACUAUCUCAGUAUGCUGUCUUCUACUAUCUCAGUAUGCUGUCUUCUACUAUCUCAGUAUGCUGUCUUCUACUAUCUCAGUAUGCUGUCUUCUACUAUCUCAGUAUGCUGUCUUCUACUACCUCUCCAUACCAUCGAGUACACGCAAUGCACCCGUUCAUGAUGUUUCUGUUUCCAUCACCUGGUUCCAACCUUCCGUGCCCGCCUCAGACGCUCUGAGCAAACUGCAUGAUUCCCUUGAAGGUUCCCGGGUGACUUGUUCAAUUCACGGUAUUCCCCGGCAUAUACGGCGGUACUCUUCUUUAACUCUUCCUCCAACGCCAAAGUACAAGUCGCCUACUGUAGUAUGGGAGUGA